Molecule: messenger RNA, 2123 nt
Organism: Manihot esculenta (cassava)
Lineage: Eukaryota; Viridiplantae; Streptophyta; Magnoliopsida; Malpighiales; Euphorbiaceae
Product: LEAF RUST 10 DISEASE-RESISTANCE LOCUS RECEPTOR-LIKE PROTEIN KINASE-like 2.4
Exons: 5
Coding region: 38-1951 (637 amino acids)
Biological process (GO): protein phosphorylation
Molecular function (GO): ATP binding; polysaccharide binding; protein kinase activity
Source: RefSeq, a predicted model, not a curated record
AGAGACAGUCUCAUUCUCUGUCUACCUUGAUUCCUCCAUGAUUGGAGACAUUGUAAUCUUUGUUUUCAUGCUCAUCUCCCAAACUUGCAACGGAAGUGAUUCAAGUCACUGUGCAUCUUCUUCAUGUGGGAAUAACCACAACAUCAGUUACCCUUUUCGAUUACAAACUGAUCCUAAGAAUUGCGGAGACCAUAGAUAUGAGCUUUCUUGUCAAAACAAUUUGACGGUGUUAAAUCUUAACGGUGGAAGAUACUAUGUUCAGUCCAUCGAUUACGAUAACUUCACUAUCGGACUGGUGGACGCCGGCGUCCAUCCAGACAAUUGCUCCUCCAUUCCUCGUUUUCCAUUUAUAUACGAUCUGUCGAAAAGAUAUUCCACUUAUAUAUACCGAUGGUCAGAAUCAGAAGAAUACAAAAGGGCGGAUUUAUCGCAGCAGAUUAUGUUCAUAAAGUGUCAAAAUCCAGUGAAGUCUCCUCCUUACGUGGGAACAGCUCCUUGUCUUAACUCAUCUUAUGUAAAUAUAGGAGACAUGAAGGCAAACGAUUUGAUGGAGUUGUGCAGCGUGGAGAUGAUUAGUUUGUUUCCAUUAUUUCCGGCAAAGAAGAACAUGUCGUUUCUUGAAAUUCACAGGCAACUUGCAUUUGGGUUUCAGCUUUCCUGGCACAGAAUCUACUGUGAAAAAUGUCAUCCUUAUGAUUGCUAUCUGGACAGCAGAAAAGGCAUUCAAUGCUUUUACCGGCCGUGGUGGAUCCUAUGGAUUUUGCUUGGACCUUUCCACUAUAAAGGAAAUUUGCCUUAUGUCGGGGGUUUGAUCUUCUCGGAAAUUACAUGGAUACUUGUAUGGACGUUUGUUUAUCUUGGAAUGUGUUUUGUUGCAAGAGCUUUAUGUGGGGCUCCAUGUGUGAUUGCGUUUCUUAUUUAUAAAUGGAGAAGAAGGCAUCUAUCUGGGUAUGAAAAUAUUGAAGAAUUCCUCCAAAGUCACAAUAACCUUAUGCCAAUAAGGUAUUCUUAUUCAGACAUUCGAAAGAUCACUAGAGGUUUCAAGGAAAAGUUGGGUGAAGGAGGCUAUGGUUUUGUGUAUAAAGGAAAACUUCGUAGUGGUCAAUUUGCCGCAAUAAAGACGUUGGGUAAAUCUAAAGCUAAUGGACAAGAUUUUAUCAAUGAGGUUGCUACAAUUGGAAGGAUCCACCAUACCAACAUAGUAAAAUUAAUUGGUUUUUGCGUUGAGGGAUCAAAGCAUGCUCUUGUCUACGAAUUUAUGUCUAAUGGGUCUCUUGAUAAUUAUAUUUUUUGUGAAGAAGGAUCUAUUUCUUUGAGUUGGAAAAAGUUAUAUGAGAUAUCUCUUGGAGUGGCACGAGGCAUUGAGUAUCUACAUCAAGGUUGCAAUAUGCAAAUCCUUCAUUUUGAUAUCAAACCUCAUAACAUUCUUCUUGAUGAAAAUUUCACUCCAAAAAUUUCUGAUUUUGGGUUAGCUAAGCUUUAUCCAACUAAGGGAAGCAUUACAUCUCUUACCACUGUAAGAGGAACAAUUGGAUACAUGGCACCAGAGUUGUUCUACAAAAAUAUUGGGCGUGUUUCAUAUAAAGCAGAUGUAUACAGUUUUGGAAUGUUGUUGUUGGAAAUUGCAGGAAAAAGGAAAAACUUAAAUGCAUUGGCAGAAAAUUUGAGUCAAGUUUACUAUCCAUUCUGGGUUUAUGACCAACUCUCAAGUGGAAAGUUAACAAUAGAAGACUCAUCAGAGGAGGAAAAUAUAUUAGCUAGGAAAAUUAUUAUAACAGGACUAUGGUGUAUACAGAUGCAACCUUGUAAUCGUCAUCCAAUGAACAAAGUACUAGACAUGCUUGAAGGAGAUCUCAAAAGCCUAGAAUUGCCCCCAAGACCUAUUCUAUAUCCUGUAGAAUCAAUGAAUAUAGAUGAAGGAGAAUCAUCAAUGUCAAGUGAAGUAAAAUAGAUUCAGAAUAUUGUUUGGUUGAAAGAGAUGGUAAAAUGUUCUGAAACUUCUGUUACCUUUAUAAAUUGCUCUAUAGAAUUAGUGAUGACUUGAUAUGUUGUAAUAAUUCUAUGUGUUUAACUUGUUGAGUUUAAGCUAUUCCUAGUUACAUAAUAUGAUAAUGAAUUUGCAU